This is a messenger RNA of Aspergillus alliaceus, 273 nucleotides long. RefSeq lists its product as uncharacterized. The coding region runs from base 1 to 273 and encodes 90 amino acids. The transcript is spliced from 2 exons. NCBI's taxonomy places the organism in Eukaryota, Fungi, Ascomycota, Eurotiomycetes, Eurotiales, Aspergillaceae. The record is from RefSeq and is a predicted model, not a curated record.
AUGAAGCUCACUUCCGUCGUUAUCCCUCUUUUCCUCUCCCUCUCCGUCAAUGCGAUGCCCAUCGCCAACGCCGAGGACACUGCUGCAACCCUCGAGGCGCGCAGCGUCAAGUGUCGGUUCAAAAGCUACGGCUGGCAAAACGUGAAGUGCUUUUACCAAGGCGCUGAUUGGGGGCACUCUUGGUUAGAGGUCGGCCCCAACACCUCCAUCAAUGCUGAGGACCUUGACAUGGCCACCUGCAAUAUCAAGGAUAUCCCCGGCUGUCCCAGCUAA